Molecule: messenger RNA, 1910 nt
Organism: Archocentrus centrarchus (flier cichlid)
Lineage: Eukaryota; Metazoa; Chordata; Actinopteri; Cichliformes; Cichlidae
Product: CHRNA7-FAM7A fusion protein-like
Exons: 8
Coding region: 53-1669 (538 amino acids)
Biological process (GO): monoatomic ion transmembrane transport
Cellular component (GO): postsynaptic membrane
Molecular function (GO): acetylcholine-gated monoatomic cation-selective channel activity; transmembrane signaling receptor activity
Source: RefSeq, a predicted model, not a curated record
GCCAUGCAAGGAUGAAAAGAACCAGCUGCUCACCACAAACGCCUGGCUGCAGAUGCAGUGGUAUGACUACUACCUUCAGUGGAACCAAUCAGAGUAUCCUGGAGUUAAGAACCUUCGUUUUACCCCCGACCAGGUCUGGACACCUGACAUACUGCUGUACAACAGCGCUCAUGAUAAGUUUGAUGCGACCUUUAAGACCAAUGUGAAGGUCAACUCCAGUGGCUUCUGUGAGUAUUUGCCUCCAGGAAUAUUUAUCAGCACAUGCAAUGUCGAUGUGAGAUGGUUUCCAUUUGACAUCCAGCGCUGCGAGCUGAAGUUUGGCUCAUGGACAUUUGAUGGCUGGCUGCUGGACAUCCAGAUGAAGGAGGCAGAUGUAUCAGGAUACAUGCCCAAUGGAGAGUGGGACCUACUGGAGGUCCCAGGAGAUCGCAAUGAGGUUUUCUAUGACUGCUGUGCAGAGCCGUACCCCGACGUUACUUUUGUGGUGACUUUACGAAGAAGAACCCUGUUCUACGCUCUCAACCUCCUCAUCCCCUGUGUGCUCCUCUCCUCCAUGACCCUGCUGGUCUUCCUGCUGCCUGCCAACUCUGGGGAGAAAAUCAGCCUGGGCAUCACAGUUCUGCUUUCUCUGACUGUCUUCAUGCUGAUGGUUGCAGAGAUUAUGCCUGCCACUUCAGACUCGGUACCACUGAUAGGUCAGUAUUUUGCCAGCACCAUGGUGAUAGUUGGGAUGUCAGUGGUAGCCACAGUCAUUGUCCUCCAGUUCCAUCACCAUAACCCUGACAGUGGUCACAUGCCACGCUGGGUGAAUCUAGUUUUGCUGCAGUGGGUUCCCUGGUUUCUGCGGAUGAAGCGACCAGGGGAGGGAGUGGAGCCUACUCUUUCCAACAGUCAGGCGGACUCUCAAAGCAAGACCCUGUCCUCUCCAACCACAACCACUACCACCACCACCAUCCCCACUCCAGUGCCCUCCAUCCUCCCACAAAGCCUGAACUCCCUGCAAGCCAGCCUGGCACAGCUCAACCUCCCUUUGCCACACCCACUGCCUCACCGGCCAAAUUCUCAGGCUGUUAUCCUCCCUAAUCCCAUAAACAGAGAUCCCAACCCACAGCCCCAGCCUAAUGGUCAUUUGCCUUACAUGGGCUUCCAGACCUUCCAGACCACAGCAGAGCUGGAACCAGUCCAGAGAAGCAGAACCACCAGUCAUGGUAGGGGUAACAGUGGACUAGGAGAAGGAGAGGGAGCAGCAACAGUAGGGGGACCAGUUGGAAAUGCCCCAAUUCAUCACAACCACCAAUCUUCUAAGUUUGUGAACUCCCCACAAGAACUUCCAGCAUGCCUGGACCCUGACCAAUCAACAGCUUCCGGGGCCUGCGGUUUAGAGACCGGGUCUGGGAGAUCAACUGUGAUGCAUGCCCACAGUGGGAUGAUUCGAUCUGUGGCAGUGGACAACCAGCUGCAGGCUCUUCUGGCAGAGGUGCAGUUCUUAGUUGAACGUGUUCGUGAGCAGGACCGUCAGCUGAGCUUGGCAGAGCAGUGGCAGUUUGCUGCAGCUGUCAUCGAUCGGCUGUGCCUGGUUGGAUUCAGUGUUUUCAACAUCAUCUGUACCAUUGCUAUCCUUAUGGCUGCACCCAACUUUGGAAUAGCACUGUCAAAAGACUUCCUCUGAGAGCCAAAAAAAAAAGGGAUUUGAGAGAGUAAGGAGGUCUUGAGCGAUGAUACAGAUACAGAUGUGCUGGACGAACAAUUGCUGUCGAAGACCGUUGGAAAUAAACAGCAAGUAUUUCAUGUUUUGCAAUCCAGAGUGGACUAUGACAUGUCAUUUUUGUCCUUUGUCCUGUAUACUGUAGACCUGAUCAUGCUCACAGCAUUGUUACACUGCUUUGUUCCAUUAUUUUAACAAUAGUUUG